Messenger RNA from Botrytis porri, 1107 nucleotides. RefSeq lists its product as uncharacterized. The record is from RefSeq and is a predicted model, not a curated record. NCBI's taxonomy places the organism in Eukaryota, Fungi, Ascomycota, Leotiomycetes, Helotiales, Sclerotiniaceae. The transcript has 2 exons. Bases 1 to 1107 code for a protein of 368 amino acids.
AUGUACCAUUCGAACCAUGAUGCGCUCCCAAUUCAUCAACCAUCUGAUGGCAGAAGCAUCAGCUAUGGACGAGAGCCGCUACCCUACAAUGACAAUGGCGACGACAGGGCGCAAAUGCCAAAUUUUAAUCCUCCCAGACUUCCUCCCAUAUCUUCAUUGCUAUCCUCUCUACCACCGGAACAAGUUGAGGAGGGUCAGACAUUCGAGGGCUCAUAUCGUCCGCCAUCGCAAGGACCACGGUCUCCAGUGGCAUUGAACAGACUAAUGUACCUACAUCAGCAACAGCGUAGUCCUCGGGAAAUUGAACCUAAUUUCAAGCACUCCCAAAGCCCGCUAUCUCCAUACUCGACAUGUCCACCGACACCCAUGUCAGAUGUCUUCGCGACAAGGGAAGGAUCUGUCGCAGCUCAUCACCAUGGCCCGUUUGCCCCUCCUAGGGCUCCGCAACCACUCCUCCCUCAGCCGGAAUGUAGACUGGUCGUCAUGCAACAGCCAAUAUCAGCACGAGCUUGUGGGUACGGAGACAAGGACCGCCGAAUGAUAGACCCGCCGCCAAUUCUGACACUCGAAGUAUUCGAUAAUGAUACAGGUCAGGCCGUCGAUCCGAAAGAGAGAAAGAAAGUCUUGAAUAGAUUCAUGCCGAUAGUGCAUUGUACACUAUGGAAUCCCUACACGAAUUGCGAAGAUGAUAAGAUCGAGGGAAGCAGUGACCGUAGAAACCAGAGAAGGAUGGUGGGAACGAUGGUGUGUAACGGUUUUAAAGCACUAGAUCCUCAUGGCGAUGAACGAUUCUUCUUCACUUUUGCCGAUUUGUCUGUUCGAUUCCCGGGUGACUAUCAAUUGAAGUUCAGAUUGACGUUGAUCGACCCAGCUGCAAUGGGGAAAGGUCAAAGAAAUGGGAUUAUGAGUCCAUUGUUGAGCAAUAUCUUCAGGGUACAUAAUGCCAAAGACUUCGAGGGUAUGAGGCCUAGCUCGGAUCUUGCGAAAUCUCUUGUUAGCCAGGGCUACCCAAAUAUUCUCAAGAUCAAGAAGGGGAAUGCGAAAACAAUUGCAAUGGUUGGCCACGGGGACGAUGAAGAUGACGAUGAUGAGAUGGGAGGAAUGUAA